AUGGCUGGUCCAGCUGGUCAGUCUAUUGGCCAACAGAUUCUCGAGGUCCAAGUCGCAGAGGCAAACGGGUCAAGAGAGCUGCACAGCAGCACUGUCUGUAUCUGGAAGGCGCCCAGAGCGGCAAGACGGCAACGUGUCCAUCUCGGCUGGAAUAGCAUUCUCUGUGUUGCUCCAACGUCAGUUGUCUGCAGCGACCUGCAACCUAAUCUGACGAGGGCAAAGCCUCGAAUCCCAUCAGAUGUGGACCCCGAGACCCAAAACACUGGAAUACGUCCAUCUGUCGACCUUCAAGUCCACUCCUGGAAGUACACCCGGGUCACGGGGCGCUUCUACACGGGGCCGAUGGAAGGUAUUCGUCCUGAGACUGUCCCAUCAAAGCCAGCACCCCGAAACAGGACCCAAUGA
Fonsecaea nubica is the source of this 405-nucleotide messenger RNA. RefSeq lists its product as hypothetical. Bases 1 to 405 code for a protein of 134 amino acids. Lineage: Eukaryota; Fungi; Ascomycota; Eurotiomycetes; Chaetothyriales; Herpotrichiellaceae. The record is from RefSeq and is a predicted model, not a curated record. The transcript has a single exon.